This is a messenger RNA of Eruca vesicaria subsp. sativa (arugula), 1964 nucleotides long. Lineage: Eukaryota; Viridiplantae; Streptophyta; Magnoliopsida; Brassicales; Brassicaceae. The record is from the annotation of a GenBank genome assembly.
AUGGAUGCUAUUCUCCAAGUACCCGUUGAUGGGUUCAGAUUCGACAACGGUUCUGGAUCUUGUUGCAAACCAAGGAACAAUUUAGACUCCGGAGGAACCAACCGCUUCACCUGUUUCAAAGAAUCUGAAUCUCAGAGCCUUUCUUCUCCAACCGAAUCUACAGAGUCUCAGAACCUUUCUUCCCCGACCGAAUCUACCGAAUCUCAGAACCUUUCUUCACCCACCGAAACAUCUACGGUAUGUUCAGAUAACUAUCCUGUUUUGAAGUAUAUCAAUGACAUGUUGAUGGAGGAAGAUCUUGAAGAACAGUCUUGUAUGUUGCAAGACAGUUUGGCUUUACAAGCCGCAGAGAGAUCUUUCCUCGAAGUUCUUCAUGAGGAUCAUCAACCAACCUCAUGUCUCACUGGAUCGCCUGAGAUCUCAGAAGAAUCAUCAACAAGAAGAUACCAUCAACGAGAUGAUGAAGAAGAAGAUAAUCGCAAGUCAAAGCUCCCUGCUAUCUCCGUGGUAGAUGAGCUUGCAGAAAAGCUGGAGGAAGUGUUGUUGGUGUGUCAAAAAACCGAUCAAGAAAAAGCAACACCAAACAAAACAGUACGAGCAAAGGGAUCAGCACUAAACCGAUCCAAACCGGAGCAGCCUGUAGAUAUGAGGAAUCUACUAAUGCAAUGCGCACAAGCAGUAGCUAGCUUUGACCAGAGCAGAGCCUUUGAGAAACUCAAGGAGAUAAGAGAACACUCAUCUAGCCACGGCGACGCAACUCAAAGACUUGGUUACCAUUUCGCGGAGGCGCUUGAAGCGCGUCUCACCGGAACCACGAAGACGCCAGUAUCAUCUGAUGUUCUGAGCAAAACACCAAUGGUUGAUAUUUUGAAUGCUUACAAGGAGUUCGUUCAGGCUUGCCCUACUUUAAUAAUGUGUUACUACACAGCAAACAGAACUAUAUUCGAGCUUGCGUCCAAAGCAACAAUCACGCUUCACAUCAUUGAUUUUGGCAUCCUCUAUGGAUUCCAAUGGCCUUGUUUGAUCCAAGCCCUGUCGACACGACAGGGGGGACCACCAAAGCUCCGUGUGACCGGAAUCGAGCUGCCUCAGCCUGGAUUCCGGCCAUCAGAGCGGGUCGAAGAGACCGGGAGGAGACUGAAACGGUUCUGCGACAAGUUCAACGUCCCGUUUGAGUACAGCUUCAUAGCUAAAAACUGGGACACUAUAACUCUUGAUGAGUUGGUGAUCAAUAGUGGAGAGACAACAGUUGUUAACUGCAUCCUCAGGCUACAAUACACUCCUGAUGAAACCGUGUCCCUAAACUCUCCGAGGGACACGGCUUUAAAACUGUUCAGAGACAUCAAUCCUGACCUCUUUGUGUUUGCAGAGAUCAACGGGACGUAUAACUCUCCCUUCUUUCUAACUAGGUUUAGAGAAGCUAUGUUCCAUUGCUCGGCGCUCUUUGACAUGUUUGAGAGCAACAUAUCAGAAGAGAAUCAUUGUAGGAGCUUGGUGGAGAGGGAGUUAAUCAUAAAGGAUGCGAUGAGUGUGAUCGCAUGUGAAGGAGCUGAGCGGUUCGCGAGGCCGGAGACUUACAAGCAAUGGCAGGUUAGGAUAGUAAGAGCCGGGUUUAGACCAGCGAAGCUGAACAAGCAGAUCAUGAAGGAAGGGAAGGAGUUAGUGAGGGAGCGUUACCAUAAAGAGUUUGUGGUGGAUAAUGAUAACCAUUGGAUGUUACAGGGCUGGAAAGGAAAAGUUAUGUAUGCUCUUUCCUGCUGGAAACCUUCUAAGAAGCAAUAAAACUAUUUUUGUAAUCAUUUUACUUGGUUUUGUUAGCUUUGUUUGUCUUCUGUUUGGUAAUGUUUUGUAGAAACUGUUGGGUUUUGCUCUCAUAUAUUUAUAUGGAAUGCGUUUGUUCUUUCUUGCAAGUUCAUAUUGAAACCAACUGAUUUGAAAUGGAAUAGAAAAAGAGUGGAGGAAUU